Molecule: messenger RNA, 1647 nt
Organism: Babesia ovata
Lineage: Eukaryota; Apicomplexa; Aconoidasida; Piroplasmida; Babesiidae
Product: multidrug transporter, putative
Exons: 4
Coding region: 1-1647 (548 amino acids)
Source: RefSeq, a predicted model, not a curated record
AUGAUCAUGAACUUCCUUCGCCUUUUGAAUCGCCCCGCCAAGCACUGUCCCAGCCUGCUGCUUCCACGCUCCCAAACUACUAAGAUGGUUUUCAAGGCUCUUAUUAACUUCUUUAAUUGCCUUAUUAGCAUCUACAAUCUUCUUUACAUUCAGAUCCAGAGUCUCAUUAACCUUCAACUUGUCGUAGGCUUCCUUAGCCUUUUUCUCCGCCGCAGCACGGAUUUUCUCAGCGUCGGUGAUCCAAGAAUUCAAGGAGGUAACAUGAUGAAGGAGAGUGUCAUUUGCGGUGUUAAUUGCAACAAUGUGAUCACAAAUCACUGCCGCCUUAUGACAUCACGAUCACCGCCAGGCCAGGAUGACGGCAGACAGCUGCUGAGGUGGAUGACCAAGGCGGCAAGCAAGGGGCUAAUCAGAGGAUCGAGUAGGUUAGGUGAGCGAGAGCAUUCUCCUGCUGCCGGCGAGCAGCGCCUUGACGUCGAUGAGGUGGGAGGCCCUGGUGAGGAGUAUGACGAGGAUGUAGAGCGUGGCGAUAGACCAGAGUGCGAUGAUGGCGAAGAGGAAGGGCGCACGGAUGCGAUAGAGGAACUCGGGGAUGGUCUCGUGCGCCAGCCUGUGGAGAGGGUUCAUCUGCUUGACGGCGACUUGCAGUGCUGUGCAGAGAUCCUGGCAGGUCCGCUUGGCUGGGUGGCCGCUGGUGGAGCCGGCGAGGCUGUGGACGUCCCUGUGCACGAAGCCGUACCGAAAGAGUGUGGGCGUGGUACAGUCGCAGUCCGCGAUGGAGAGGCAGUCGGCAGUGUGAUUGGAGCUCGGGGCCAUGGGAAGACGCUUGGCUGGGCAGUGGUCGGCGCAGCUGUUGGCGUGGCAGUUGGACGUGGCGUCGGCGCAGGUGCGCUCGCAGUCCUGGAGCAGUGCACAGAGGAUGUCGUAAAAGGUCUCGGUCAGGUACACCACCCAGGAGAGGUAGAGGUGGGCGUGCUCCUUGGCGAAGGUGGCGCGUACGUCGUGGCCGAGUGGCUUGAGUUCAUCUGGCGUCCGUGGCGGGCGAGUGAGGAGGCAACUCAGGAAGCUGCACAGCCUGGUGAGGGGCGACGAUGCGCCGCCACAGAAGGCGCCGAGAACGUCCAUGAUGCGUCGGCCUCGGGAGGCACGGGAGGCCAGCCUGGUAAUGUUGGAGAGGCCCAUGGGCGUCUUGCACGGCAGGCCGGGCGACGUAGUGUCACAGCCGGAGCACUGGACACAGGUGUCCUUGGGGGACACGUCAUGCGGCAGGAAGCCCACCAGGCCAUCCUCGAGGAACGACUGGAGCGGCGACUUGACGCCGCACUUGGGAUGUUGGUCACAGCGUUGGUUACAUAUUUGGUCGCCUGUUUGGCUGGCCUCAUGAGGGCACUGCUGGUUGGCACACUGCAUGGUGUUGCACUUCCAACUGGAGCCACCGACGCCGCGGCCGUACCAGCAGUCGCGCCAUCCGCCGUGCCGGGUGUUGUAGGUGCACCGGCGGUAGAGGAAAUAGAGCUGGUGGUGGAGGCGUUUGAUGACGUCGAACAGCAGGCAGAGCAAAGCGUCGGCGUCGCCGGGGUAGAGGAGGCCUCCCGGGUUGGUGUUGAAGUCUACGGCGUAGAUGCCUCCGGCAUGGCCGAAGCCUAG